UCUCUUAGCUUCCUCCCUCUUCCUUCAAUCUUUUCUGCACAAACAAAUGCAACAACUUAAUUAGGGUUACACCAAACCCUAUUAUUUCAAAUCUCCAAAAAAUACUAAUUAAUUUAAUUAAUUAAAAUGGCGCAAAAUAUCAAAACGAUCAAGUACUUCCACCGGAAGUUCGUCCAAGAAGAGCAGACGGCGCCGGAGGACGUUAAGGAAGCUUUCGCCACGUUCGCGGAGGGCGGCGACACCAUGUCCGCCGGCCAGCUUCGCGAAUUCGUGGACAAGGUUCAGUGCCAACCGCAAUACACCGUCGAGGAGUGUGAGCGGAUCAUGGAGACCUUCUUGAGAUCGCGAAGGGACGAAAGUGAUAAUGAUGAGAACAACAAGAAGAAGAAAAAGGGCGGCGACGGCGACGGUAAUGACAAUGGUGGUUGUUGUUUCACCCUCGAAGAAUUCUUCCAGUUCUUGUAUUUUGAUGAAUUCAAUGCUCCUCUCUCUCCUGAGGUAUGAUUGUGCUUUCUGUCUCUUAUCAUUCUUUUCAAAUGCUUAUUGUUUGGUCAAAAAUUACAUAGGA
Messenger RNA from Arachis ipaensis, 568 nucleotides. The record is from RefSeq and is a predicted model, not a curated record. Lineage: Eukaryota; Viridiplantae; Streptophyta; Magnoliopsida; Fabales; Fabaceae.